AUGCGCAAUGAUACACAGCUUCAGAAAGAGAUCGUGGCAGGAUUGACGGCAGGAACUGUGACCACCAUUGCCACGCAUCCUUUAGACCUUGUCAAGCUACGUCUGCAGCUUCUGGCAACUUCCAACUCUGCGCUGGGCUACACUGAUGUUAUCAAAAACAUCUUCAAAGAAUCAAAACUAAACAAUAGCGUCUUGCAAGAAGCGUACCGUGGACUGGGUGUGAAUCUGAUUGGAAACUCCGUGGCGUGGGGGCUGUAUUUCGGGCUCUAUCGGUAUUCAAAGGAUACGCUUUUCACACUGUGGAUCGACCAAGAUGCUCAGAAACGCACAUCGUUUCAAAACGAUAGCCAAAUGGGACCCCUCAUGUACCUCGCAUCCGCUGCUCUAAGUGGGACCGCAACGGCCGUUUUGACCAACCCGAUUUGGGUGAUAAAGACUAGGAUCAUGUCUACAAGCACUAACGCUCAAAAACGUUAUAAAUCGACUUUGGACGGAAUCGUUAAGAUCUACGAAAAGGAGGGCAUUCGAGGGUUUUGGAGGGGACUAGUACCGUCCAUAUUUGGUGUAGCGCAGGGUGCCAUCUAUUUCACAGCUUAUGAUUCCCUCAAGCAUCGCUAUUUUGCAAGUAAAAACAUCAAGAGUGAACAGCGGCUGGGCAACCUUGAGAACAUAGUACUAACGUCAGUGAGUAAAAUGAUUUCGGUUACCGCGGUGUACCCGUUUCAAUUGCUGAAAUCGAACCUACAAAGUUUCGACGCGGUUCAAAACGAGACGUCAUAUCGAUUGUCAAAUCUGGUGAGCUCCAUUUACAAGAAAGACGGGGUCAGAGGCCUGUACAAAGGCCUUUCUGCUAAUCUGGUGCGAGCUAUACCCUCAACUUGCAUAACCUUUUGUAUAUAUGAGAAUUUACGGUAUUUGUUGUGA
Lachancea meyersii CBS 8951 is the source of this 924-nucleotide messenger RNA. Lineage: Eukaryota; Fungi; Ascomycota; Saccharomycetes; Saccharomycetales; Saccharomycetaceae. The record is from the annotation of a GenBank genome assembly.